Messenger RNA from Condylura cristata (star-nosed mole), 7713 nucleotides. RefSeq names its product mutated in colorectal cancers (gene MCC). The transcript is spliced from 17 exons. Gene Ontology annotation, biological process: negative regulation of canonical Wnt signaling pathway. Gene Ontology annotation, cellular component: cytoplasm. Bases 535 to 3024 code for a protein of 829 amino acids. The record is from RefSeq and is a predicted model, not a curated record. NCBI's taxonomy places the organism in Eukaryota, Metazoa, Chordata, Mammalia, Eulipotyphla, Talpidae.
CUCACCCCGUAGCCAGCAGCUAGACAGCUGGGUUCAAUCAGAAACCACUUACAACUCCAGACGAUUCAAAGGGGGAAACUUCGGCGUGAAGUGCAGCCGGCCAGUCUGUGCUGCUUUCUCUCCUUCCCCGGAACCCACCGGGCGGAUCCUCACCGCCCGGUAUCCCUGGUGUCUCCGGGUGUCUGAUCCUGCGAUGGGGUGCACUACAGCCUGGUAAUGGGUAUGGGCAAGGGACCUUAAGAAAGGCGAGGCGGCAUCGGGGUGGUCCUAGUUCGGCUCGUGGCUGCAGCUGCAAGCACGCACGCCACCCUGCUGUCUGCAGCCAUGGCUGGGCGCUGAAACACACUCGCCGGCUGGGUGUCUCUUAGGAGAGCUGCAUCCUCGAUUUUGGCUUCCCAACUUUCCUGAGUGAAAAUGGCUGUCUAGGCUAAAAUAUACCUGAAGGGACUAAACAGUGGAUUUCCAGCCUGCUAAGCUCAACUCUUAAGCUCGGAGACCUGGAAGAGGAGGAGCCCAGCUCUGAAAAGUGCAGUCAUGAAUACUGGAGUUGCCAUGAAAUACGGAAACGACUCCUCGGCUGAACUGAGUGAGCUCCAUUUGGCAGCCCUGGCAUCACUAAAGGGAGAUAUAGUGGAGCUUAAUAAACGUCUGCAGCAAACAGAACGGGAACGGGACCUUCUGGAAAAGAAAUUGGCCAAGGCACAGUGUGAGCAAUCUCACCUCAUGAGAGAACAUGAGGAUGUCCAGGAGCGAACAACACUUCGGUAUGAGGAACGCAUCACAGAGCUCCACAGCAUUAUUGCUGAGCUCAACAAGAAGAUAGACCACUUGCAAGGCACAACCAUCAGAGAGGAAGAUGAGUACUCAGAGCUGCGAUCAGAACUCAGUCAAAGUCAACAUGAGAUUAAUGAUGAUUCCCGAAGCAUGGACCAAGAUCAGGCCUCUGUCUCCAUCCCUGAAAACCAGUCUACUAUGGUUACCGCUGAUAUGGAUAACUGCAGUGACCUGAACUCUGAACUGCAGAGGGUACUGACAGGGCUGGAGAAUGUCGUCUGCUGCAGAAAGAAGAGCAGCUGCAGCCUUUCAGUGGCCGAGGUGGACAGACACAUCGAGCAGCUCACCACUGCCAGUGAACACUGUGACUUGGCUAUUAAGACUGUUGAGGAGAUCGAGGGGGUCCUUGGCCGGGACCUUUACCCCAACCUGGCUGAAGAGCGCUCUCAUUGGGAGAAAGAGCUGGCAGGACUGAGGGAAGAGAAUGAGAGUCUGACAGCCAUGCUGUGCAGCAAAGAGGAGGAACUGAACAGGACCAAGGCCACCAUGAAUGCCAUCCGUGAGGAACGGGACCGGCUCAGAAGGAGGGUUCGGGAGCUUCAAACACGACUACAGAGUGUGCAGGCCACAGGACCCUCCAGCCCUGGACGCCUCACUUCCUCCAACCGCCCUGUCAACCCCAGCACAGGAGAGCUGAGCACAAGCAGCAGCAGCAAUGACAUUCCCAUCGCCAAGGUUGCUGAGAGGGUGAAAUUAUCAAAAACCAGGUCUGAAUCUUCAUCAUCUGAUAGACCUGUCUUGGGUUCAGAAAUCAGCAGCAUAGGGGUAUCCAGCAGUGUGGCAGAACACCUGGCCCAUUCUCUUCAGGACUGCUCCAACAUUCAAGAGAUCUUUCAGACACUCUACUCACAUGGAUCGGCUAUCUCGGAAAGCAAAAUUAGAGAGUUUGAGGUGGAAACAGAACGGUUAAAUAGCCGUAUUGAACAUCUCAAAUCCCAAAAUGACCUCCUGACCAUCACCCUGGAAGAAUGCAAAAGCAAUGCUGAGAGGAUGAGCAUGCUGGUGGGCAAAUACGAAUCCAAUGGCACAGCACUAAGGCUGGCCCUCCAGUACAGUGAGCAGUGCAUAGAAGCCUACGAGCUCCUUCUGGCACUGGCUGACAGUGAACAGAGCCUCAUUCUAGGACAGUUCCGGGCAGCUGGCGUGGGGUCCUCCCCAGGAGACCAGUCAGGAGAUGAAAACGUCACUCAGAUGCUCAAGCAAGCCCAUGACUGCCGGAAGAUGGCCGAGAAUGCAGCCAAGGCUCUCCUUAUGAAGCUAGAUGGCAGCUGUGGGGGGGCCUUCGCAGUGCCGGGGUGCAGCAUCCAACCCUGGGAGAGCCUGUCCUCCAACAGUCACACCAGCACCACAAGCUCCACAGCCAGUAGCUGUGACACUGAGUUCACCAAAGAAGAUGAGCAGAGGCUGAAGGACUAUAUCCAGCAGUUGAAGAAUGACAGGGCAGCUGUGAAGCUGACUAUGCUGGAGCUGGAGAGCAUCCACAUUGACCCACUCAGCUACGAUAUCAAGCCCCGAGGAGACAGCCAGCGGCUGGACCUGGAGAACGCUGUGCUGAUGCAGGAGCUCAUGGCCAUGAAGGAGGAGAUGGCUGAGCUGAAGGCCCAGCUCUACCUACUAGAGAAGGAGAAGAAGGCCCUGGAGCUGAAGUUGAGUACGCGGGAGGCACAGGAACAGGCCUAUUUGGUUCACAUUGAGCAUCUGAAGUCAGAAGUGGAGGAACAGAAGGAGCAGCGCAUGCGAUCCCUCAGCUCCACCAGCAGCAGCAGCAGAGACAAGUCUGGCAAGGAAUGUGCUGAUGCUGCCUCCCCAGCUUUGUCACUGGCUGAACUGAGGACAACAUGCAACGACAGUGAACUGGCUGCAGAGUUUGCUAAUGCUAUCCGUCGUGAGAAGAAGUUGAAGAUCAAAGUUCAAGAAUUGGUCAGUGCCUUGGAAAGACUCACCAAGAGCAGUGAAAUCCGACACCAGCAAUCAGCAGAAUUUGUUAAUGACCUAAAGCGAGCCAACAGCAACCUAGUGACUGCCUAUGAGAAAGCCAAGAAGAAGCAUCAAAACAAAUUGAAGAAGUUGGAGUCUCAGAUGAUGGCCAUGGUGGAGAGACAUGAGACACAAGUGAGGAUGCUCAAGCAAAGGAUAGCUCUGCUGGAAGAGGAGAACUCAAGGCCACACACUAAUGAGACUUCACUUUAACUGGUACUUGGCACCGAAGUUCUACCCAUGGAAGCUAAUCUACAACAGGUCACCAGGGAGAGGGUUUGGGGAUGCCUCCAUAGCUGUAGGGAGAUUAAGGAGGGAAGUUAGUGGGAAGGUCAGCCUUAUACAACAGAGUGCCAUGACUCAACCCCAGGGGCAAGUGGUCCUGGAGAUGCUGGGUAGACCAAGCUCCUGCUACAGAGCUGUGGCUGGCUGUACACCACGUUCAGCAGACCUUGCCUCUGCUUCUAGCUCUGGCUUUGUGCCUUGCCCUCCUUUUCUGUUCUGGACGUGGUGCUUCAGUGAUGUCUCAGGUGUUUUUUGUUUUGUUUUGCUUUACGGUGUUCCAGUCUCUUUUUUGUGUUCUCUUUUUGACCUUAUCUCUGCACCCUCAAGUUCUCCUCUUCUCUUCUUCAUGGGAAAACUGACACACACAGCCUGUGUCACCAGUAUGGAGAACUGCUGGCUUGCUUAUUGCAACAGACUUUGGUUUUCAAACACCAAGGCUAAAAUGUAGGCUAUCCAUAAGAAGAGUGGGGAGUUCUUAUAGAAGAAUGGUAUAUGGGUUACUUUUGGUCCCAGAUAUUGUACCUACAAGAACAACCCAGAACUGUGCCUGAACAGGUCUGUAGGAGGAAUAAAGUUUCAAUGCUCUUAUGGACCCACAUUUGCUCUGGGCUUAUCCCAUCCCAGUGGCCCUCAUUAGCAACUAGGUCUUAGCGCUGCGAAUCCUGUUGGUGGCAUGUGUAUUGGAACUAAGCUUCAAGAGCAAGCAGAUACUUAACCCAGAACAAUACACAACUGCUCUUCUGCAGAAAUCAAAGCAUUCACAUGAGGACAUAUGUAGCUCUGGACCUGCCUCUUUCUCUGAAAGCAAGAAGCUACACAGACGGGUAUUGAAUGGAUUUCAGUAUUUUCAGACCAAUCCUAUCUGAGAUUGUUACUAAACUAAUUCAAGAACUGAUUCUGACAUCAUAAAAGGCAGGGAGUGAGGCCUGGUUGAGACCCCCUUUCACUUCUCAGACAUGUUAAUUCACAUAUGGUGCCUAAACUGGUUAGAUUUUAAUCAGAAUGCUGAGAACAUUAGCCAGGCCAAUGUAUCUGAUUUUUUCCAAGAUCUUAAAAUUCAUUACUCCUUUUUUCUGUCACCUUCCCUGUUUUACUCCCUCACUUUCUUACAAGUCUUCUGUGGGUAACCUACACCAAUAUAUUUUAAAAGCUCACUUGACAUUCCCUAGCACCUACAGUUCCAUCCACAGAUGACCCAUCCUGCCUUCUGUGUUGUGUGACACACCCUAUCACCUGGGAGGGCAGAGCAGUUCUGUCCCCAAAGCCACUACUCUUCUUUCUCAGGACAGUAAUGAGACAAACCCACACCAAGAAAAAGAAGAAACAGCAUUAAAUACUUCAGUCACUAGAAAGUGACCACUGGCUCUCUUCUGUUUGAAUCUUAUCAUUUUAGUUCAAGCUUUAUUCUUGGGCUAGCUUCAUUUUGUCACAAGAAAAAUGUUUUGGCUGAGAUGUGCAAAAAAAAAAAAAAAAAAACUUGUGCCAAAAUCAUGGUUUUCACCACUUUCCAGGUUGCUUGGUUAGUGUUUUCCUGAGGAAGCUGGGCUAUAGGGAGGGAAUCCAGUCACUGCUCUCUUGUGACUAAAUACACAGGUUUUCACCACUUUCCAGGUUGCUUGGUUAGUGUUUUCCUGAGGAAGCUGGGCUAUAGGGAGGGAAUCCAGUCACUGCUCUCUUGUGACUAAAUACACAGGUUUUCACCACUUUCCAGGUUGCUUGGUUAGUGUUUUCCUGAGGAAGCUGGGCUAUAGGGAGGAAAUCCAGUCACUGCUCUCUUGUGACUAAAUACACAUUAAAUAAUUUAUAUUUUUCACCAAUACUGACAAGCAGAGCUUAUGCAGGAAUAAAACAUCUUAUCUGUUGGUCUCGGGAUACCGUUCUUGCCCUGCCCCACAUUGAAACAAGGAGCCCAACCCAAGUCGUGGCUUCUGAAUAAUCAAGAUUACUGAUUGUACUUGGCCUCAUUCUGAUUUUAUACAUCAACAUACUACUUUUAAAUAUGUUGUGAUUGGGUGAGAACUUUCCCUGGCAAAACUGUUACUUUUAUAAAUGUGUAGAAUAAAGACAAUACAUUAAAUAGUUGAUUUCCUUUUCUUGUAUUUUUCAAAUAUUCCUUAAGACAUAGUAAGGUGAACCACUAGCCACUUGAUUAUGCUAAUCAUGGAACUGACUAAAACUGUACUGAUUAAGUAACUGCAGUGUCUGGAUACUUUUCCUCUUAAAUCACCUGAAGUUUUCUUUUAAAAGGAGCUGGUUUCUGUAUAAUAACAUCUCCAUCUUGUAUAAACAAUGUUUUUGAUGCAGUACCUCCUCUCAGAGUUGUCUCUGACCUACAAGCAGGGAGAAAGAAUUCAUUUGACAGUAUUCUUGGAGUUUAUUUCCCAUUGCUGAACUGAGGCACAAAAAUCACAGGUAAGAGACUUUUGUUAUCAAUACAGGCUACCGACUGGAUCCAAGGCUUUUGCCACAAUAUAUUUGUACCAGCCACCAAGCUACAGUAAAUUCCUUUUUUUGAGAUUUAUACCAAAGGUCAUUUAAAUACCUUUAUAGCUUCUAUGGGCAGUUUGCUAGUCACUGGAGGUUAAUGACUAUUUCAUAUUCAGUUUCAUCUGCUAUGUGGUAUCAGGCCUCUAAAGUUAAUACCCAUGCUGUUUAUGUUUAACAACAUAAUUUGCCUUUCAUCCAAGAACUUCACCACAUUCCUCUGAGCCUGCAACAGUACUUUACAGGGGCCUGAGAGAACUCUAAAUUGGAGCCAUGAAGUUUCAGUACUGAGAAAAGGCAGGCCAAACCACAGCUUACAGGCCAUUUCUUUACAGCUGUCAGGAUGAAGCUCUAGGAAGGAUUUUACUACUCUAAAUAAAACUUGAAACAAUUUGAAACACCACAGUGCCUGUUCCCUUCUACAGAUGUUUUCUAUGGCCCGCAAGUUAUUCUGCAUUUUUAUUCUAUCAGUUAUCUCAAAAGUUUGGUGUGUCCUACUCGUUUUAAGUGAUGAAAAACACACCUAGGUUUUCAUUCACAACUUCUGAAAGUUGUAAAGCUUUAAACCAUUUGUAAAUGCCUAACCAAGAGUAUAUCUCAUCCUGUCUACAAAUGAAAAAAAGUAAAAAGAUCAUGCUAGUAAUACUAAGUUUACAGCUACACCUACGUCUAGGUGCAGCAAACAGCUAUAGGUAGGGUUUAGAGAUCAAAUGGGGAGUAAAUUCUCUGAAGUGUCUGCAUUUAAGUUAAUUAGGGUGCAGCCAGAAUGCUAAGAUUCCUCUCUCCCUGCGCACGCACGUGCGUGCGCAUGCACACCAGUAGCCAGGUUAGUAGAACACUACCAAAAAGCCUGGACAACAGCAAUUUAUACAACUUAGUCCAUCCAAGAAAUACAAGAUCACCACUUUUCAAAAAGGCUUGCAAAGUCUCUAAGGCUCAAGUGGGAACUCCUUUGUAGAAGGGGAAUCUAUUAUGAAACAAAAAUUAUUCUUUUGCACACACAGUUCUUACUGAACUUUAUUCAAAGCCUGUUCCUAGUUCAAUGAAACCUUGUGUUUAUAUGGGCCAGGCUGAAGUUAGUGUUGAAUUUCCUAACUCUAUUUGUAAUCAUUCAUGAAGUGACAUCUGCCUUAGGCCUGCCAAUCACUAACUUUCUAGAAAUGGAAACAGAAUUAUCAAUUAACUUAAUGCUGCCUACUGUCACCAUAGCCUCACUGAGCACUAAGUAGCUGUUAAAUAACAACAAAUGGAAAAGGUUACAAGGUGAACAGCAAUCACAAUUGCUGUUAUAUAUUGUUGCUUUGCUUAAUUUUAUGUAGAGGAAGACAGUUUCACAGGCAACCAUUACCUUUUUGGUUAAGUUAUUCUAAAUAAAUUUCUGUCACACUUCCGUGAUUCUGCAUGUGACCAUGAACAUCAUUCUAUUUCAGUAACAUCAACUGCUUGGAUAUAAGCAUAUCCAACAUUAGUGUACCUGAUUUUUCCAUUGUCAGGGUAACUGCCUCUUACCUGCUAAACAUUUGAAAUAUUUGCUCCACAAAACACAGCAAGCUACAUAUAAAAUACCCUCAUUCAUACUAAUGAACUGCUUAGUUGUUCCUGCUCUACCAUUUACUUUUGUACUUUUCUGCAAACCAAAUCCAUGUAAAGGAAAAAUGUUCUGUUUGUAGAACUCAUAGUAUUCACUUAUAGUGCUCUUAACCAGAACUGUCAAGUAAAGGAGACCCCCUAACUUGUUUCUGUUGGAACCUAAUGCAAAGGUAAUGAAACAUUUCACUAAUCAGUUUUCAAACAUAUUGUCAAGACUUAUACAGCAUGAGAUUUAAGUUUCCAAUUAUUUUAAUAUUACUACUUUUAAAUCUAUUAAGUGAUCAGAAUCUGCUUGAAUGUACAGUUUAUUCAAAGCACCCAUGACUAUGUUUGCAUUUAUCAGUAUUGUCCUACUGUUGAUAUUGAAAGUCUCACUUUAAAGUUGCUACUUAAUUAACACUAUUAUGCCUUGUAUUUUUUUUCUUCACUUGUAUGCUUUAAAUGGUUCCAAGUGCUUUUCGUUUCUGUAAAAUAGCGACUUUGUGUUGUUUGAUAUAAAAUUGUUCAAAAAGAACUCCGUGUAUUUAUACAGAGACAUUUAUA